UAAUGACUACCUCCUCCACUUUCCCUGACCACCUUUUGAGUCCACUGCUGACAGAUUGUGUCUAUUCAUUUCUCCCAUCGGUACGAAUCAGGCCUGAAGUCCAACGCUUCGAUGUCUCUCCUGGCUCCUGGUACUCGCUGCUCGUCCUGCACACUUGUCGACUUCCUUCCUCUUCUCUGCCCAUCGUGCGAUCUUCCGUUCUGCCCUAAUCACAUCUACAUCCAUCAACCAUGCUCCUCUUUAGGUUCAACCUCUUCACAUGGUGUAGCUGUCGGUAAGUUGGAUAGAGGUAAGAAGACAUGCGAGAAGGAAGGAUGUGAGAGGGAGACUAUCGAAAGUGUUGCCGGAGUAUCAGGGAGAGACGAAGAAGAAGGGAUUAUUGCGAGAGAGGUGAGGUGUGAAGGCUGUGGGGGUGCAUUCUGUACAUCACAUCGAGCGCAAACAUCCCACUCAUGCCCCGCACCCCUCAUUCACAACGCCCGACACGACGCCUUUCUCGUCCGCCGUUCACAAGCGGAGGACUUGAUAGCAAAGAACUUUACAGGUCACAGAGAUCGGACGGAGAGGAAAAUGCCGACUCAGAGGGAUGUAGUGAAGAAACCAAGGAUUGAAGAGGAAAGGUUACCGCCAAGUUUGCAACCAGCGCAGACAACAUCAACGAUAUCUCAAGAACUGACACAAGGGGAGGCAAAGGUGGAGAAGAAAAUCAAAAGCAAGGCUGAAAAGUUAUGGGACAUUCAUCUUCGCAAAGUACGCUCAACUGCCACACGUUUAGGAGGUGGUGCAAAUAUUCCAGAUACGGAGAAGGUAUUUUUUGAAUGGGGUGUGGAUUUGACGGGAGCAAAGGUGAAGGUGUGGAAAGGGAAAUGGGAUAUAAAGCUCGAAAGAGCUUGGAUAGGGGAGGAUACUCCAAUAGGCAAAGUGAUGGAUUUAAUCAUCGCACAGAGUAAAACAUCCCGUACAACUGAUACCAAAUUUUCCCUCGUGCAACUCUAUCCCACAUCAGAUGGUCUGCCCUCAACAACCUCUUUAUCCCCAUCUCAACCGGCGAAAGCAGUAACUCAAGGCGCAGCGCUGAUACUGGUAAGGGGCGAAAUGGUAUGAUAUGC
Cryptococcus deneoformans JEC21 is the source of this 1109-nucleotide messenger RNA. RefSeq lists its product as hypothetical. The record is from RefSeq and is a predicted model, not a curated record. The coding region runs from base 112 to 1104 and encodes 330 amino acids. Lineage: Eukaryota; Fungi; Basidiomycota; Tremellomycetes; Tremellales; Cryptococcaceae. Gene Ontology annotation, molecular function: zinc ion binding. The transcript has 4 exons. Gene Ontology annotation, cellular component: cytoplasm.